CCCAUAGUAUAUAGCUGAGGUGCAACACGCGCCCUCGGCAAAGACCUCUGUCUGUUUUCCGCCCAGCCGUCAGUCAUACUGUCUUUUCGAAGCCCGUCGCCACUGUUAUCAAGAUGAAGUUUAUCACAGCUGUCACGUUUUUGGCUUCCACUGCUACGGCUCUGGAUUGGCUCCCCGUUGUGCCCCUUCACGCCCGUCAGGUCACCAGCGGAGCCAAGUACGAGUGCCACGAGAACUGCGGCUAUGCCAUUCUCGGAGCAGCUGAAGACAACUACUGUACCAACUCAACUUGGACGGACUACUUUGAGGGAUGUCUGCAGUGCGCCAACACAUUUGACAUCUGGCAAUACUACGGAGACGGCGUCACAGAAGCCGCGGACGGAUGUAACCUUGACGCGACACCUGUCACUGCAUCGAACAGCACGACGAACGCAACUACAACAGCCGGAACGUCUGGCACAGCUGGUGCCUCGUCUACUGCAUCUGCAACCGGCUCGAGCUCGUCUGCCACUUCGAGCACCGAUGCCAGUGCUGCAAAUAACAACCAGCCUGCUACAAUUGUUUUCGCAUUUGCUGCUGUUAUGGCUGCAACUCAGCUCUUGUGAGGGGACUGGAUAAUGUAUGAUAUCAUGAGAUGAUGAGAUGAGGCGACAGAAUUCGUGAUGACUAGUCAUAAGCAUGCACACGCUUCGAGAGAGAGAUGGAAGGUCCUGUGAAUAAGGUUCUUGGGAGACUCGAUAUGAGGUAUUCGUAUCACGAGGGAUGAGUCGUGGAUACUAGCGGGAACGUAGUUGAAUUGUGUUACGAGUAUGUCAUCAAUUAACGAGAGGUAUCUAAGUAUGAUAGACUACUACUUAUGCAUAAGGACUACCACGCCAC
Messenger RNA from Colletotrichum godetiae, 879 nucleotides. RefSeq lists its product as uncharacterized. The transcript has 3 exons. The coding region runs from base 114 to 605 and encodes 163 amino acids. NCBI's taxonomy places the organism in Eukaryota, Fungi, Ascomycota, Sordariomycetes, Glomerellales, Glomerellaceae. The record is from RefSeq and is a predicted model, not a curated record.